UGGUCCCUGGUCCCUGGUCCAGUCAUGUUGUUGCCAUUAACAGCGCCGUGGAAUUUUUAUGACCUCCCUCUUUUGUUCUGCCUCUGUCUCCCUGUCGCAGGUCCGCGUACUCGCAAGCCCAAGAAGCCAGCGACCACGAGCGCUGCGGGCAGCAGCAGCGGCGACAAGUCCGAUCCGGACGGCGCCUCCGGAUGCGGCGGCGUGCCGGAGGACAAGCGACCCCGCACCGCCUUUAGCGGCACCCAGCUGGCCCGACUGAAGCAUGAGUUUAAUGAGAACCGCUACUUGACAGAGAAGCGCCGCCAGCAGCUGAGCGGCGAGCUGGGCCUGAACGAGGCGCAGAUCAAGAUCUGGUUCCAGAACAAGCGGGCCAAGCUGAAAAAGUCGAGCGGCACCAAGAAUCCGCUGGCGCUGCAGCUAAUGGCCCAGGGCCUCUACAAUCACUCGACGGUGCCGCUGACGCGCGAGGAGGAGGAACUGCAGGAGCUGCAGGAGGCGGCAGCGGCGGCAUCGGCGUCAGCGUCGGCAGCGGCAGCGGCCGAGCCAUCAUAGGGGCAAUAUUUAUUGUAUAAUUAACCAUAAUAUUAAUAUUUAAAUUUAUUGCGUAGCGUGUAAGCUUAGUGCUUAAAGUUGCUAAACAAUUAAGUUGUAAAAUAUUCUAGUCCCCCCUCGGCGCACGCGACGCGAUUUGCCCGCUCGGAUGUGGACGUGGAUGCGGAUGCGGUGGAGAUGGAGUCGCAGUCGGAGCUGGCCCGCGCUGCGCUGCGUGUUUUUGUAUAAUAAACUUAGAAAUAGAAAAAUAAUGCAAAAAAAAAAA
Messenger RNA from Drosophila montana, 817 nucleotides. Its product is annotated as homeobox protein E60-like. Gene Ontology annotation, biological process: multicellular organism development; neuron differentiation; regulation of transcription by RNA polymerase II. Gene Ontology annotation, molecular function: RNA polymerase II cis-regulatory region sequence-specific DNA binding; DNA-binding transcription factor activity, RNA polymerase II-specific. NCBI's taxonomy places the organism in Eukaryota, Metazoa, Arthropoda, Insecta, Diptera, Drosophilidae. Gene Ontology annotation, cellular component: nucleus. The record is from RefSeq and is a predicted model, not a curated record. The transcript is spliced from 2 exons. Bases 25 to 552 code for a protein of 175 amino acids.